UCCCCGCGUUGAGCCAUGUUAUAGGAAAUCCGCUUGCGGCAGAUUAUUGUAAUCCGACAGAGGGUCUGGACGACACGUCGGAUCACGAUAAAAAAAAAAAAAACAAAGCGCAGCGGCCUGUAACAGAUGCAGCUGGUCCGAGAAUAAAAGGAUAAAGUCGGGAUAUGAUCUGAGGCGCGGCGCCGUGUUGCUGGAGCCAGAGAUCGGUGCUGCCCCGGGCCGCUUCAUCCGACACACACGGUGACAGCGGCUCGGCAUUUCUGCAUUGCAGAGCUCGGGAACAGCUACAAUUAGCUGGAUAGAAACAUUCUCUCCGUCAGCCCCUUCUUUCUAUCCGUGUCGGGGUUAAGUCCUGCUCGGCCUGGAAGCUGAGUGCUGCUGUCCUCUCUGCCGCUCCGAGACGCUCCGCUGCUAGCGCGGUUAGCCCAGCCCAGCUAGCCUGCUAGCCGGAGAGGAAUCUGUCAAGUUUGGUUCGGAUUCAGCUCCGUGUCCGCCCGCACCCAGCAGGGAGUGAGGAUGUCGGCCAAAGACCAGAACAAACUCUCUACUGUUGAACGGCCCAUCAAAACGGUGCCAUAUCCUCCCGGUACACGCCUGUCAGUCAAAGACCUGUAUGCGGACGGGAAGCCCAGCCUGGAGCUGCUGAAGGCCCAUCUGGUGAAGGAGGGUCGGCUGGAGGAGGAGGCGGCCCUGCGGAUCAUCAACGAGGGAGCCGGCAUCCUGCGCAAGGAGAAAUGCAUGCUGGAAGUUGAAGCUCCCAUCACAGUGUGUGGGGACGUCCACGGCCAGUUCUUUGACCUGAUGAAGCUUUUUGAGGUGGGCGGCUCACCCAGCAACACCCGCUACCUGUUCCUCGGAGACUAUGUGGACCGAGGCUACUUCAGUAUCGAGUGUGUGCUGUACCUGUGGGCGUUGAAGAUCAACUACCCCAACACCCUGUUCCUCCUCAGAGGGAACCACGAGUGCCGACAUCUCACAGAGUACUUCACCUUCAAGCAGGAGUGUAAGAUAAAGUAUUCUGAGCAAGUUUAUGAUGCCUGCAUGGAGGCGUUUGACUGCCUGCCUCUGGCCGCGCUCCUCAACCAGCAGUUCCUCUGCGUGCAUGGAGGUCUGAGCCCUGAAAUUACCUGCCUGGACGACAUACGAAAGCUGGACCGCUUCAAGGAACCUCCUGCCUUCGGGCCCAUGUGUGACCUGCUCUGGUCAGACCCGGGGGAGGACUAUGGCUCAGAAAAGACCCAGGAACACUUCUGCCACAACAGCGUGCGAGGCUGCUCCUAUUUCUACAGUUACCCGGCAGUAUGUGAUUUCCUGAUGAACAACAACCUGCUGUCUGUAAUACGAGCACAUGAGGCUCAGGAUGCAGGGUAUCGAAUGUACAGGAAAAGUCAGACGACAGGCUUCCCGUCUUUAAUUACAAUCUUCUCCGCUCCUAACUACCUAGAUGUGUACAAUAAUAAAGCUGCGGUCCUGAAAUAUGAGAACAAUGUGAUGAACAUCCGGCAGUUUAACUGCUCUCCUCAUCCCUACUGGCUGCCUAACUUCAUGGAUGUCUUCACCUGGUCCCUGCCCUUCGUCGGGGAGAAAGUGACGGAGAUGCUGGUGAACGUGCUGAACAUCUGCUCUGACGAUGAGCUGAUGUCUGAAGAGGAUGACACGUGCGAGGGCGGAGCUCCUGCUGCCAGGAAGGAGGUGAUCAGGAACAAGAUCCGGGCGAUUGGAAAGAUGGCACGCGUCUUCUCUGUGCUCAGAGAGGAGAAUGAGAGCGUGCUGCAGCUGAAGGGGCUCACUCCCACAGGAACGCUGCCCAUGGGAGUUCUGUCUGGAGGUCGACGCACUCUGCAAAGCGCCACCGUAGAGGCAGAGGAGGCACGAGCCAUUCAAGGCUUCAAUCCGCAGCACAAGAUCCAGAGCUUUGAGGAGGCCCGGGGUCUGGAUCUGAUCAAUGAGAGGAUGCCACCCCGCCGCGACAGCAAGCAGCACGAGGGCCCCCCCUCCCUUAACAACCUGCCAGCCAGCACCGGACCCCCGGAUAAGAACGGCACCAAUGCUCAGGCCUAGCUCCUUCUGGCUUCUCUUCCUCUUCUUAUUCUGUCCUUCCUUGCUUCCAUGUCCUUGGCCUCCAUCCUCCUGUCCGAGCUGGGGUGGGGGGCAGGGGGCGGGUGAGGGGGUCCGGUCGGAGUGCUUAUUUAUUUUCUCGUUGAGUAAAUAUCAUAGUAUGAGACUGAACCAAGGAAAUCUCAAAGUGACCAGGACUGGAUGCUUGCUGGUUCUCCAUACCACACCUCUGGGCCAGCUUUCUGUAUGUUUUUUUUUUUUUCUUUUUUUUUUUAAGCAUUGUGGGGGGGGGGAAUGCUCAUCCAAAUGCCGUUUGUGUUCAGACACACACACACACACAUCGUUUUCCUAUGCCAACAAUAGUGUGACUGAGCUCUGCGGAGCAAGUAUUGACAUUUAUACUGUAUAUGGAUAUUUUAACUGUUCCUGCUUUUCAAUGUGAUGUUUAUUUUUUACAGCACAGAGAUGGGCGGGGGGGGGAUGCUAAAGGGUUGUUCCGCUACAUUAUGACUCAGAAAACUUCCUGAACUGGGAAGCUCCUCCUCAGCUGAGGGACAACAGUCCAGGAUGAGGAGCUUCAGUUAAGAUGGAGUCUGCAGGAACUUUGGCACCAAGAUCAAAUUUAAAAGACUAAUUAGUGAAACUCUGAUUGGAACUAAAUUUGUUUUGUGCUUUUAUUUGUGGAGAAAGAAAGAAUUGUAAAACGGCAAGCUUUCCGGUUUAAAUUCAUGAAUUCUGACAUUCUUUAUGUUAAAACGGUGACGGCUUUUUGCUGGCUGGUUGCUCCUUGGGCUUCCAGCAGGCAGUACGCGUUCCUGCCUCGCUUCUGAUUCGCUCUUUCAACACAAAAGCCAAACAAAUCUGAGGCUUUUCAAAGACGUUGACUGAUGGAGGUCUCAUAGCAGCAAAUUAUUCUUUAAAAAAACGGAUUGAAAAAAAAGGCAAAAUGUUAAAUAAAAUGUACCCAAAUGAACUUUUCAUUAAACAACCACGGAAAAUUUUAUUUAAUACUGUUAAAUAAAAAAUUCAAUGAAGUCCGAAACGUAUAAAAAAAUUUGCUAAAUAUUUGAAAACCUGAAGGUUCAAUAAAGAAAUUAAAUAGAUUGAAAAAGCUUUAUUCCUCCGAGUCUGAACCGCUACUUCCUGGACCUCCAGGUCAAAGCCAACACACAGACUUCCUACGUGGCUGAAAACCAAAGUUAAAACAAAUUGACUUGAAAACAAGGAUUCGGUUCUGGACCGUGUGAAGCGGAGUUGUUGGACUGGCUUUGGUGGGGUUCUGGUAUGUUUUCAGUGUGAGUGGGGCCUGGAUGGGGUUUAUGUCGGGCCUCAUUUCUCAGAACAUCUCACAGAUUGUAUUUUUUUUUUUUUUUCUUUCCAGAUAAAUUUUAAUAUUUUUUUUUGUUCAUGUACUGCGAGGCCUCUCAUUUAUGUAGACAUUUCACUCCAUUCAAUAAAAAACUAAAAAAAAUC
Messenger RNA from Girardinichthys multiradiatus, 3531 nucleotides. Its product is annotated as serine/threonine-protein phosphatase 2B catalytic subunit gamma isoform-like. The transcript is spliced from 14 exons. The record is from RefSeq and is a predicted model, not a curated record. Gene Ontology annotation, molecular function: calmodulin-dependent protein phosphatase activity; calmodulin binding. Gene Ontology annotation, cellular component: calcineurin complex; cytoplasm. Bases 517 to 2061 code for a protein of 514 amino acids. Gene Ontology annotation, biological process: calcineurin-mediated signaling. Lineage: Eukaryota; Metazoa; Chordata; Actinopteri; Cyprinodontiformes; Goodeidae.